AGGGUAAAGCUGGCGAGGAGACCACUUUUUCUAAGCUUAGUCGAAGCUGUAAUAUGAAGCUUAACAUUUAUUCAUCAAGCAUGCAUCAACUUUCUGGGUUUUACAUGUAGAGAGAAGGGAAGUGAAGAUGAAGAUGGAGAAAGAAAAGAUUGGUGGUAAUGGAGAGCCUAAAUUUGCAGUAGCAGUGAACAAGACUAAGGAUGCUGGAGGUGUUGAAUUGGAGAUAUUGAACAAGUUGAUUCUGAUUAAAGCUGAGAAACCCAGAAACUUUGUUAGUAUGGAAUAUUGGGUUAAAGGCGACAAUCUGAGGAGUUGCAUAAGUUCUCUUUCUUCACUGACUAAGAUCAAACUUCUAUUGCUUGUAGCCAUUGCCAUGUUGUUGGUGGGCAUACUUCUGUUGGAGAGCACAACAUGUAAUGACACAAUGAGUGUAAGGAUCUCAUCGCUGCGUUCUUCUUAUCCAGUCCUUUUGCGUCCACCAGAAAGGGCUUACCAGAACAAUGGGUAUCUGAUGGUGUCAGCCAAUGGAGGAUUGAACCAAAUGCGAGCUGGUAUAAGUGAUAUGGCAGUCAUUGCUAGAUAUUUAAAUCUAACAUUCAUAGUUCCUGAGCUGGACAAUACCUCCUUUUGGCACGACAGUAGUCGUUUUGAAGACAUAUUCGACGUAGAUUAUUUCAUUAGCUCUUUGAGAAAUGAAGUAAAAAUAUUGAAGGAACUUCCUCCCGAGGAGAAGAAGAAGCUGGAGACAAGAUACCUUUAUUCUAUGCCACCAGCUAGUUGGUCCAACUUGUCAUACUAUCAUGAUUCAAUUCUUCCUCGAGUUAAAAAGUAUGGGGUGAUUCAUUUUUCAAAAGCUGAUGCUAGGAUUGCCAACAAUGGCAUUCCUGUGGAUAUUCAAAAGCUGCGCUGCCUUGUGAAUUACAAGGCCCUGCGAUUCACAGCUCCGAUACAAGAAGUUGGGAAGAAAAUUGUAAGAAUUCUGAGGAAAAAAGGUCCUUUCUUAGUUCUUCACCUCAGAUACGAAAUGGACAUGUUGGCAUUCUCUGGUUGCUAUGAAGGCUGCAAUAAAACAGAAAGGGAAGUACUGACAGAAAUGAGGUACGCAUAUCCAUGGUGGAAAGAGAAGGAAAUAGACCCUCAAAGGAAAAGGCAAAAUGGUUUAUGCCCUUUAACUCCAGAGGAAACUGCUCUGACAUUAAGGGCAUUAGACAUUGAUCCUCAAAUGCAAAUAUACAUAGCAGCUGGGGAUAUAUAUGGGGGAGAAAGAAGAAUGGCACCUCUAAGAAAAGCUUUCCCAAAUAUGGUUAAAAAGGAAACAUUAUUAGAACCCUCUGAUUUUGAGCCCUUCCAAAACCAUUCAAACAGGAUGGCAGCAUUGGAUUAUAUUGUCUCGAUAGAAAGUGACAUUUUUAUGCCUACCUUUCCUGGCAAUAUGGCUAAAGUUGUUGAAGGCCACAGAAGGUACUUGGGGUUUAGAACCACAAUAACUCCAAACCGGUAUAUUCUAGUGCGUUUAAUAGAUCAAUACAAGAUGGGGAAGCUGAGUUGGGAUGAAUUUGCUAAAGCUGUGAAGGAAGUUCAUGCUAACAGAAGAGGUGGUCCAACAGUAAGAUCCCAGUUUCCAGUAAAACCCAAGCUGGAGGAUUAUUUCUAUGCUAAUCCUCAAGAAUGCCUCCCAAUAAUGGAUUGAAAAUCAACCAAAACUUCCCCAUAAAGACCUCAACUGUUGCAGCAAAUGCGAGUUUUUAUGCUCCGAAGACUACUCCAGGCCCAUUCAA
This is a messenger RNA of Neltuma alba, 1778 nucleotides long. Its product is annotated as rhamnogalacturonan I rhamnosyltransferase 1-like. Gene Ontology annotation, cellular component: cytoplasm. The coding region runs from base 128 to 1690 and encodes 520 amino acids. The transcript has 8 exons. Lineage: Eukaryota; Viridiplantae; Streptophyta; Magnoliopsida; Fabales; Fabaceae. The record is from RefSeq and is a predicted model, not a curated record.